AUGGCAGCCUGGUCUCGCGUGGCUGUGUUGAACCUUUACCGCUCUCUGCUGCGUGAGGGACGGCGUCUGCGAUACACCGACCGAGAGUUCUACUAUACAUUCAUCAAGCGGGAAUUCAGAAAGAACCAACAUCUCAGCGGGGAAGAAGAGAAGGCGCAACAACUGGAAAAGGGCCUCUAUUUUCUCGAGAGCAAGAUUGGAGGCCUGGUUUAA
Molecule: messenger RNA, 213 nt
Organism: Leucoraja erinaceus (little skate)
Lineage: Eukaryota; Metazoa; Chordata; Chondrichthyes; Rajiformes; Rajidae
Product: MIEF1 upstream open reading frame protein-like
Exons: 1
Coding region: 1-213 (70 amino acids)
Source: RefSeq, a predicted model, not a curated record